This is a messenger RNA of Racocetra persica, 397 nucleotides long. The record is from the annotation of a GenBank genome assembly. NCBI's taxonomy places the organism in Eukaryota, Fungi, Glomeromycota, Glomeromycetes, Diversisporales, Gigasporaceae.
CAAUAACGAUGGUGACUUCUUUGACAAUUAUGAGAAAGAAAAAAUGGAAGAAGUGAAAAGUUAUUGUACUGAUGGCUCUGCAGAUGAUGAAGAACUUUAUAUAAACCUCUGGGAGAAUGCAUAUAGCCCAGCUAUAUACUUAACAUCUAUUGAAGAAAACAACAAGAAAAGCCACUUAUCUCUUAAGGCAGUUCAGCAAUUUGUUCACAACAGGAUUAAACCAACUGGGCCAAACCAUAGAAGCGCAGCACAAAAUGAUACCGAGAGCGUGAAGCCUAUUAAGCAGUCUGCUUAUAGGAUCUUACCUGACGAACAAGACUUUCUAGAAAAAGAAAUCAAAAAAUUAUUAGAAAAUGGAUUAAUUUAUAAAGUCAAAAGCCCUUGGACUUCUCCCAUA